Messenger RNA from Colossoma macropomum (tambaqui), 1728 nucleotides. Its product is annotated as Usher syndrome type-1G protein homolog. The record is from RefSeq and is a predicted model, not a curated record. The transcript is spliced from 5 exons. Gene Ontology annotation, molecular function: protein binding. NCBI's taxonomy places the organism in Eukaryota, Metazoa, Chordata, Actinopteri, Characiformes, Serrasalmidae. The coding region runs from base 1 to 1461 and encodes 486 amino acids.
AUGGACGAUAAAUAUCACCGGGCGGCGCGCGAUGGGCGCCUGGACCUGCUGAGAGAGGCCACGCGCAGGGAGCUGAACAGCCCUGAUGAGGACGGCAUGACCCCCACACUGUGGGCAGCAAACCACGGACACCUGGACGCGCUCAGACUGGUGCUGGGACGGGGCGGAGAUCCGGAUAAGUGUGAUAUCUGGGGAAACACUCCUCUGCACUUGGCUGCAGCUAAUGGCCAUCUGAACUGUCUGUCCUUCCUGGUGUCGUUUGGUGCCAACAUCUGGUGUCUGGACAAUGACUACCACACGCCUCUGGACAUGGCUGCCACGAAAGGCCGCAUGGACUGCGUGCGCUACCUGGACUCAAUCGCUGCCAAGCAGAUUACCCUAAACCCGAAGGUGGUGAGCAAACUGAAGGACCGUGCCUUCCGUACUGCGGAGCGCCGCAUUAAAGAGUGCGCCAGACUGCAGCAUGAACACCACCAGCGCAUGGAGAAGCACUUUCUGAGAGAAGCAGCGGCCUCAGACAUGUCUGACACCAUCAGUCUGUCCAGCUACAGCAGCACCCUGAGCCGAAAGAUACCACAAUUCAGCACCAUCAACUCCAGCAUCACAUACACACAGGGGCUGCACUCCACGGCCAAAGGCAGAACAAAGAUCCAGAAGCGGCUGGAGAAGAAAAAGCAGAGCGACGGCACCUUCAAGAUUUCCGAGGAUGGCCGAAAAAGUGUCCGUUCGCUGUCCGGUCUGCAGUUAGGGAAUGAUGUGAUGUUCCUGAAGCAGGGGACGUACACCAGCCCUGGCCAGCGCAUCCCUAACCGCCUCCAUGUCCGCAACAUGUUCUCCCACAGCCCAUUAGCUGAUUAUGACAGUGAUACAGACACAGUUUCACGAGUGCUGAGUGAUCCAGGACUGUAUGAGGCCGCUUACUCUGAGAUCAGCGAGGACUCCGGGAGAGACUCUUUGUUCUCCCGGCCAGGCCUGGGAACGCUUGUAUUCCGGCGGAAUUAUGGCAGCGAGGGUUUGCUGGGGUUCAGUCGAGAUGAUUCAUACAGUGUGGCGGGAAGCGAACCAGUGGGACGGGUGCCAAACGUUCACUUACGAGGUCGACUACCACUCAGAUCUCCCAGUCUAGAUCAGGACAGCAUCGACAGCAUAGCAAGCCUACAGGACAGGAAUCUACAGGAUUUGCCAUGGGAGGAAGGUGAUCUUGGUGUGGAGGAUGAUGAUGAAGAGCUGCAGCCCUCCUCAGCUCCUCUGGAGGUGUUUCUGGCCUCUCAGGGCCUCAGCGAGUUUCUCUCUAUUUUCCUGAGUGAGCAGAUGGACCUGGAGGCUCUGCUGAUGUGCUCUGAACCUGACCUGACCAGUAUUCACAUCCCCCUCGGCCCCCGCAAGAAGCUGCUGGAUGCCUGCAGCCGCCGUAACCACACGCUGCAGAGAACCAGGGCCAUAUGUGACACCGAGCUAUAAGGAUGAGAAGACACCUCGAAUGUCCCUCCUUGAACUCGACACACAGCCAGCACAGCAGCUCACCCCACCCUCCCUCACAGUGGGCUUCUGAAGCGUUCACAUGCGUUACCUGAAAGCACCUGAAUGAGCCUGUCUGCUGUGAAUGUGAUCGUUCUAAGCACUUCACAUGUAUUUCUUAUUAGAGCAGAGUAGUUUUGUGAAGAAGAGUGCUUGCCGAAUACGCUUUGUGUCUCUCCGUUUCUUACGAUCAUUAGUAGGAAUUACUGA